Ailuropoda melanoleuca (giant panda) is the source of this 1050-nucleotide messenger RNA. Its product is annotated as tafazzin. NCBI's taxonomy places the organism in Eukaryota, Metazoa, Chordata, Mammalia, Carnivora, Ursidae. Gene Ontology annotation, molecular function: 1-acylglycerophosphocholine O-acyltransferase activity. Gene Ontology annotation, biological process: inner mitochondrial membrane organization; cardiolipin acyl-chain remodeling. Gene Ontology annotation, cellular component: mitochondrial membrane. The transcript has 4 exons. The record is from RefSeq and is a predicted model, not a curated record. The coding region runs from base 374 to 661 and encodes 95 amino acids.
CGGCCUGAGAGCAUUUUGCGACAGGCAGCGGGAGUCGGCUGCCCUCGCUGGCUCGGUUUCCGGCGGGGGCGCGGGGCCCCUGGCUGCCGCCGCGGGCUCCUCUCGCUUCUCGCUGCGACCCCUGGCUCCUGACCCCGGUGGCGGCUCGUCUGUGGCGAGAGAGCGGGGGCCGGCCCUGCUCUGGCCUGACCUGCAAGGUGACCUUGGUCGAGUCCCCUGUCGCGCGGAGCCCGUCCCUGGAGCGGGCGUGUCAGGGACCCAGUUCUCCAGCAUUUGAGGACGCAGACUUAGAGCGGCCCCACAGGCUGCCCCGUGGCAGGGGAAGCGCUGGGCCGCCUGCGGGGAGCGGGGGAGCUCGGUCUGGGCGAGGGAGAUGCCCCUACAUGUGAAAUGGCCGUUCCCCGCCGUGCCGCCGUUCACCUGGACUCUGGCCAGCAGCGUCGUCAUGGGCCUGGUGGGCACCUACAGCUGCUUCUGGACCAAGUACAUGAACCACCUCACCGUCCACAACAAGGAGGUGCUGUACGAGCUCAUCGAGAACCGAGGCCCAGCCACGCCUCUCAUCACUGUCUCCAAUCACCAGUCCUGCAUGGAUGACCCUCAUCUCUGGGGGAUCCUGAAACUCCGCCACAUCUGGAACCUGAAGUUGAUGCGUUGGUGAGGAGGAAUGGGCCCCUCGCAGUGGGCCUGGCAGGCCUCACCCGUCUCUGCCCAGAUUUGCCCUCCUCCUGCUCUGCCCAGGAGGCGGCGUCCAGCAGUACAGGCAGGGCACGGGGUGGGGUUCCACAGGCCCUCCUGUACCUCCUUUCCACAUUGCUGAUGAUGUCAGGCAUCAUGUUGUGGGGAGGGCAGGGAAUUAGGGUGCAGGGGAGGCAGGGUUGACUGCACUGUCCCUACUUCAGGACCCCUGCGGCUGCAGACAUCUGCUUCACCAAAGAGCUGCACUCCCGUUUCUUCAGCUUGGGCAAGUGUGUGCCCGUGUGCCGAGGAGACGGCGUCUACCAGAAGGGAAUGGACUUCAUUUUGGAAAAACUCAACCAUGGGGACUGG